Molecule: messenger RNA, 396 nt
Organism: Hirsutella rhossiliensis
Lineage: Eukaryota; Fungi; Ascomycota; Sordariomycetes; Hypocreales; Ophiocordycipitaceae
Product: translation initiation factor 1A / IF-1 domain-containing protein
Exons: 2
Coding region: 1-396 (131 amino acids)
Biological process (GO): translational initiation
Cellular component (GO): nucleus
Molecular function (GO): RNA binding; translation initiation factor activity
Source: RefSeq, a predicted model, not a curated record
AUGGGUCGCCCAAAGCGCAACGUCCUCGCCGCGGCGGAGGAGUCCCUGACGCCCCCCGACGAGCUGCUGCCCAACCAGUCCGUUGUCCGCGUCGUCAAGCCCGAAGGGAACAAUCUCUACGCCUGCGAGUUCCCCAACAAGAAGCCCGUCGUCCUCGAGCUCGCCCAGCGGUUUCGCAACACGAUAUGGAUCAAGCGCGGGGGCUUCGUCCUCGCCCAACGCUACGAUGAUAAUCUGCGUCCUGCGGGAGAGAUUGUCAACAUUGUGCGCGACGAGAAGCUGUGGAGAAAACAGCCAUACUGGCCAAAGGAGUUUGCCAAGAGCGCAUACGACAUGAGCGACGACGACGACGAUUCCAAUGUCGGCAAGAUGCCCUCCAGCGACGACGACGAAUGA